Oppia nitens is the source of this 2271-nucleotide messenger RNA. RefSeq lists its product as uncharacterized. The transcript is spliced from 4 exons. Lineage: Eukaryota; Metazoa; Arthropoda; Arachnida; Sarcoptiformes; Oppiidae. Gene Ontology annotation, molecular function: phosphatase activity. Gene Ontology annotation, biological process: dephosphorylation. Bases 1 to 2271 code for a protein of 756 amino acids. The record is from RefSeq and is a predicted model, not a curated record.
AUGACAAUAUGUUUAGCCACAGAUCACGACUUAUCGACACUAAAAUUGGUUCAAAUAGUGCACCGACACGGAGAUAGGGCACCAAAUUAUUGGAAAAAGAAUGACCCGUUUCAUAAUCUAAACGACUGGCCAAAUGGUUUCGGUGAGCUAACCAGUAAAGGCAAGACUCGUAUGUAUAGAUUAGGUCAAUACUAUCGUAAAGAGUACGACUCAUUCCUGGGUCCGGAAAUCAAUGUCCAUAAGCUCUAUGUUAGAAGUUCAUCAUCGCACCGGUGCAUUGAAAGCGUAUCGGCGAUGUUAGCUGGGUUUGACCCGCCCACGCAAAAGGACUGGCAGUGGGACGCCGAUAACAAUUUGGGUCAUUUAUGGCAGCCCUUUCCCAUUGAAACUUUUAUUCCUAAGUCACGGGACAUUGUGCUCGAAGGGUACACCAACUGUCCCAUUGCAGACCAGGAGACAAAUCGUAUAUACAAUUCGACACCGAUUAAGGAUUUUGAAAAACAAAACAUUCAAUUAUAUCAUACAUUAACACAAAUAGCCGGCGAACCCAUUGAUAACAUCUACAAAGCUGUGGAUCUAUUCGAUACUCUACAGAUUGAGACCGAAAAUGGAAAGGUAUGGCCGGCAUUCAAAACAUUGGAAAAUCAGACCAAUUAUGUUAAUCAAUUGUCAAUGAGUGGUGUUAUGGGAUAUCGAUACGAUUGGGACAGUCCUAUACUACAGCGACUGAGAGCCGGCGGUUUGGUUCGGGAGUUAAAUCUUAAUUUUGAAAAAGGUGUCAACAAGUCUAAUGAAUUUAAGUUAUAUAUCUAUUCAACACAUGGAGAAAAUAUUGGUGCCAUAAUGGCUGCCCUAAACAUAUUUAACUGGAAUAACCCGCCAUUUGGUUGCGCCCUACUCUUUGAACUACACGAGAGUAAUGGCAAUAAUUUUGUUAGGGUUUAUAUACAAAAUUCAACCGAUAUUAAUACUGGUGUUAUAUAUCCGAUGACAUUAACAAAUUGUAAUAAUCAAUAUGACUGUCCAAUCAAACAAUACUUUAAUUCAACGACACAAUUAUUAUAUGAUCCAGGUGCUUUUGAUACUGAAUGUGCUAUACCUAACUCUCAUUCAUACAAACAAGUAUAUACAAUUGUUAUAAUAUUAAGUAAAGCGUCCAAUCGGUGGCCAAAUCAUGACAUAUCAACAUUAAAAUUAUUACAAAUAGUUCACAGACACGGGGAUAGGUCUCCGACUAGUUUUUCACAAAACGAUCCCUUCAAUGAUGUCAAGUAUUGGAUUGAAGGUAUCGGUGAACUGACCACAAAAGGUAAGUAUCGGUUGUAUAAAUUCGGUCAAUUCAUACGCCAAGAGUAUGGCGACUAUUUUGGCGAUCAAUACUCGCCCCGAGAGGUAUACGCCAGAAGUGCUCUAUCGGAUCGUUGUAUAGAAAGUGUGUCAAAUUUUCUGGCCGGUGCUUAUCCGCCGAUGACAAAGCAAUGGCAAUGGAAUAAUGGAUCCGAUGCUAAACUGGGACAAAGUUGGCAACCGUUUCCCAUCGAGACAUUUAUGCCACACAUUGAUGACCUCGUGCUCCAUACUAUUAAAAGCUGCCCUUUGGCUGAACGAGAGUCAAAACGUGUUAUGAAUAAUACUAUAAUUCAAGAGUUUGUUGCAAAUAAUCGUCAAUUGUAUGAUUUGGUCGGUAAUAUAACAAAUACUACAAUCGAUAAUAUAGUAACAGCCGGUGGUAUUCACGGCACACUUGACAUAGAGAUGGAUCACAAUUAUUAUUGGGACCAUUAUUGGACUCACGAGGAAGAGCAAAAAAUUGUACAACAAUUGUAUUUAUCACAUCUCAUGAAAUAUAGGUAUGAAUUUGAUAGUCAUGUUCUCAAACGUUUGAGAGCCGGAGGUUUGAUCAAAGAGUUGAACAACAAUUUUGAAAACGCUUUAAAUAACACAAACAAUAAGAAACUAUAUGUUUAUGGCACGCAUGACAUUACUAUGAAUGCCUAUAUGCAGGCAAUGGAUAUAUUUAAUGAUCAAUUGCCACCAUUUGGUUCAGCGCUUAUCUUUGAAUUGCAUCGACACAACUACUCAACUGAUCCAUUGAAAGGAUAUUUUGUGAAAAUAUUUUAUCAAAACGAGACCACUAUUGGCAAAGAAAUGCCACAUCAGUUGCAAUGGACUAACUGUAUGGGAGUUACCGACUGUCCGCUCGACAAGUAUUUUGACACAACAAAGCCUUUUCUUUACGAAGACUUUGAUAAAGAAUGCAAUCAAUUAUAA